This is a messenger RNA of Girardinichthys multiradiatus, 4373 nucleotides long. RefSeq names its product integrin, alpha 2 (CD49B, alpha 2 subunit of VLA-2 receptor), tandem duplicate 2 (gene itga2.2). Gene Ontology annotation, biological process: cell-matrix adhesion; integrin-mediated signaling pathway; cell-cell adhesion. Bases 60 to 3602 code for a protein of 1180 amino acids. The record is from RefSeq and is a predicted model, not a curated record. The transcript is spliced from 30 exons. Gene Ontology annotation, cellular component: integrin complex; external side of plasma membrane. Gene Ontology annotation, molecular function: integrin binding. Lineage: Eukaryota; Metazoa; Chordata; Actinopteri; Cyprinodontiformes; Goodeidae.
GGAGCCCAGACUUUGACACGCGUGGAGGCUUUAUUUGGUCACCAUAAACACAUGAAACAAUGAUCAGCAUGGAUCACGUCUGGAGGAAGAUCUGCUUUGCUAUAAUAGUUAUCUCUGAGAAGAUCAGCCAAUCGCAGACAUUCAAUGUUGGCACUGCAGGAGCUAAGAUUUUCAGCGGCCCAGCUUCAGAUCAGUUUGGCUACACAGUCCAACAAGCAACAAAUCAAUGGCUCCUUGUUGGUGCUCCUUGGGGUGGAAACAGGAAGGGGGAUGUUUACAAGUGUAAAGUCUUGGGAUCCAGUAACAGCUGUGACAAGCUCAACCUUCAAGAUUCUGUUAGUAUCCCAGAUGUUCUGAAUGUCAACGCCAACAUGUCUCUGGGUUUGACUCUUGCUCGCAUCCCUACUGGAGACAAUUUUAUGAUGUGUGGUCCUCUUUGGGGACAGCAGUGUGGUGAUCAGUACUUUUAUCCAGGUAUUUGCGCAAAACUCGACGCCCUCUUUCAGCCUCAACCUGCCUUCUCUCCAGCUGUUCAAACAUGUGGAGGACCGAUGGACAUUGUGAUUGUUUUGGACGGCUCAAACAGCAUUUAUCCCUGGAAACCGAUGACCGAUUUUCUGCUCAAAUUAAUACCCUCAUUAGAUAUCGGGCCUCAAAGUACACAGAUGAGCGUCAUUCAGUAUGGUGUUAACCCCAAGGUCGAAUUUAAACUGAAUUCAUACACAACCAAAAAGGAGAUGAUUGGUGCAGCAUCCACUAUCACACAGAUAUACGGUACUGCUACCAAUACCUUCCGUGCAAUCCAGUUCGCCAGUCAGCAAGGUUUUGCUGAAAUCAACGGUGGCCGACCCGGUGCUGCCAAAGUCCUGGUGGUUGUUACUGAUGGGGAGUCUCACGAUAAGGCAAACAGAGAUAAUGUCAUCGCUGAGUGUGAGAAGCAAGGCAUCGUCCGAUUUGGUAUUGCGGUGUUGGGUUAUUACAUCAGAAACAACAUAGAUACAGACAACCUUAUCCAGGAAAUCAAGUCCAUUGCCAGUGCACCCACAGAGAAGUAUUUCUUCAAUGUAUCAGAAGAAGCAGCCCUUUCUACCAUCGCUGGGACUUUAGGAAACCGCAUCUUCAACAUAGAGGGUACUGGAAAAGGAGAAGGUAACUUCCAGAUGGAGAUGUCCCAGGUCGGAUUCAGUGCAUACUACUCCAAACAGCAGGAUGUGAUGAUGCUUGGAGCAGUGGGAGCCUACGCCUGGAGUGGGACUGUCAUCCAUCAGAAAGGAUCUAAAUCAACCAUUUUCCCGUUCUCUGCCUUUGAGGGAACGCUUCAAGAGAGAAAUCACAGCUCACUGCUAGGUUAUGGUCUCACCACGCUGACUGAUGGGUCUAUAGAAUACUUUGUAGCUGGAGCACCUCGCUCCAAUCACUCUGGACAAGUAAUCGUCUACACUGUGAACACCCAGAAGCAAGCUGCUGUUGUGGAUUCAGCAAGAGGAAAACAGAUUGGAUCAUACUUUGGGAGUGUUCUGUGCUCGCUGGACGUGGACAAUGAUGGGGUGACAGACAUGCUGCUGGUUGGAGCUCCCAUGUACAUGAGUGAGCUGAAGAAAGAAGAAGGCAGGGUCUACUUAUUCUCUGUCACCAAGGGAAUACUAAAUGAACAGGGAGUCCUCAGUGGUCCGCCUGGAAAUGAAAAUGCACGUUUUGGAAUGGCCAUCUCUGUCAUUCCUGACCUUGAUCUCGACGGUUACUGUGAUGUUGUAGUUGGAGCCCCUCUGGAGGACAAGGAAAGGGGUGUUAUUUACAUCUACAAUGGCUACAAGAGGGGUCUAACCAAAGAGUUUUCACAGAGAAUCCCGGGCUCCAAAUUGGAUCCUCAGCUUCAAUAUUUUGGAAGAUCUCUAGACAGCAACCAAGACCUGAAUGGUGAUACCAUUCCUGACAUCUCCAUUGGUGCUCAUGGAAAAGUUAUUCAGCUCUGGUCCAGAGGGGUGGCAGUUGUUACCACUACAGCCUCCUUCAACCCGGACAAGAUCAACAUUUUAAACAAAGCCUGUGACAUCAAUGGACGCAAGCUUUUUUGUUUCAAUGCGAAAGUCUGUUUUAGUGCUUCAUUCAGACCCAAGAAUCCAGCGGGACCCAUAGAUAUAUCCUACACAUUGACUCUGGACGUUGACUUGAAGGAUUCACGGGUGACUUCAAGGGGACUGUUUACAAUAAAUCAUGAACGCUACCUGAAAGAGAAGGCCAAAAUAUCAUCAUCACCCCUAUGUGUAGAUCGCCAGGUUUAUGUUCAGGAAACGCCAGACUUUGUAAAUUCCCUCAGUCUGAAAGUAGAAGUUAAGCAAGAAAAUCCAGACGUGAACCCUGUCCUCGACAACAUUUCUCUAACAGCAUUUGAGUUCUUUGUCCCUUUCACCAAAGACUGUGGGUCUGAUGAAGUGUGUGUUAAUGAUCUGGAGCUGAAUGUGAAGACAGACAGUAAGGGGACCAGCUCAAAUCCCAUUCUGGUCACCGCCAGUAAUCGAGAACUAAAAUUCGAAGUUGUUGUGAAAAACAAAAAUGAGAAUGCAUACAACACACAGGUCUUGGCCACCUUCUCCAGUAACCUCUACUACUCCACUGUGUUUCCUACAGAAGGAGUCAAAUGCACAUCAACACUAAAAGAAACAGUCACUUGUCAGGUGGGAUAUCCAGUGUUAAAGAAGAACCAGGAGGUUAGAUUUCAGAUCACAUUUGAUUACAGCUUUGAUUAUCUGCAAAACCAAGCAGAGGUGAAAUUUGAGGCCAAGAGUGAUGGAAAAGAGGAAAAACCUGCCGACAAUACUGUGCAAAUAUUCAUUCCAGUGAGAUACGACACAGGAGUUGCAUUGUCCAGGCAGUCAAACAUCAACUUUUAUGUGGCAGACUCAACCAAUCAAGUGGUAACAAUGGUGAAAACUCUGGAUGACAUCGGCCCAGAGUUUAACUUUACAGUCAAGGCUUCAACAGGUGUCUUCCCUGUCAGCCUCCUGUUUCUUACUAUAAAUCUCCCAAUGAGAACAAAAGGUGGAAAUCAGCUCCUGUAUUUAACCAGCCUGGAAACACAACCUGAGGGAUCUGUCAGCUGUGACACCAGUCUAGUGAAUCCUCUGCAGAUUGGUGUCAAAGACCAGAAGGUUUCCUUCUCAGAGGAGAGUCUCAGAGGUAUAAAGACACUGGACUGUAAAAGUGCAAAAUGUGAGAAAAUAGAUUGCAUCCUUAAAGACACUAAAAUUAAGAGUGACUAUGUGGUAAAGAUCAAAACAAGAAUCUGGAAUGGCACACUAAUCACGGCCUCUUUUCAGACCAUAGAACUGACCUCUAGCUUGGAUGUGGAGACCUCCAACCCAGAUCUGCUCAUCAUCCAACACAAGCAUCUCGAUGUGGUGGUGACAGUCAGCAAACCUGGAGAGACAGCUGAUGUUCCAGUUGGUGUGAUUGUAGGUAGUGUCAUAGGUGGACUGGUGCUGCUGGCUCUGGUUGUUGGACUGCUGUAUAAGAUUGGAUUUUUUAAAAGAAAGUACCAACAACUUCAGAUGGAGGAGGAUGAGAACGGACAGAGCCAUGCACAUGUUGAUGAAGUUCUGUGAGAAGAAACCCUUCAGCACUUUCUGCAAAGCUCCAGUGCUGCAAUGGCACAUCUAAAGUGCAAAUAAAUCACAACUCAGUCACUGGAAAUUAGGCACUUUAAGGAAACAGAAGCUUGUACAUUUGGGGAUCGAUAAGAUUCAGUUCUCUUUUUCUUUUACACAAGAUUCUUGGUAUUAUAUUUUGCUUUGUGAACUGCAGAGAUUAUGGAUGUAUGCACUGACUCUGAUAAAGCUUUAUAGCUAUUUUAUUUUAUUUUUUUAAGAAAGUCAGUUUUUUAACCUGUGGAUGGACUUUAAAAUAAGAUGCACAAUAGGCAUCUGGAGUUUUACACUGUAACUGGAUCCUUUUUAGAAAGUUUAUUGUUUGUUUUCUUCCUUAUUUUGCUAUAAGCAGUUUGUGCCACAAACUGACUUGGGAAUUCAAUUUCACAUCUGAUGCUCAGGGCUACUUUUAUAUUAAAAGUACUAUUGUUAAUGAUUUAAAAGAUGAAAAACAAAAAAGACUGUAAGCGGCAAUUUACAGCAGUCUCUAUAUUUAUUGGGUCUCUUUGAUAUAUAGCGAAAGCCUUUAAAUAAGUUAAUGUAAUUGCAGUUCUAUCAUUUAUGCUCAACAAAUUGCUGCCAUUUAGAUUGAGGUUUUGAGAUUUUGUUAACCUCUCUUUCCAUCCAUAAAUUCAACGUGGACUCAGAUUCACAGUUGUAUUUCUCUAACCCUUUCAGUGAAAAAUUCAGCUAUUGCAAUAAAAGAUUGAUAGAUUUUAAAAACAUAAA